Messenger RNA from Rhopilema esculentum, 1213 nucleotides. Its product is annotated as aldo-keto reductase family 1 member B10. Gene Ontology annotation, molecular function: oxidoreductase activity. Lineage: Eukaryota; Metazoa; Cnidaria; Scyphozoa; Rhizostomeae; Rhizostomatidae. The record is from RefSeq and is a predicted model, not a curated record.
AUGACAACAACAGGAUGUAUCUAACAUAGUUGUUGUUGUUGUUGUCAUUCUGUUCAGGGCAGUGUGUUUGGAGUUUGUGCAAUCUGGAAAUGGCAACCGUGAAAUUGAAUAAUGGAACUCAAAUGCCAGUAAUUGGCUUAGGAACCUGGCUGUCUGAUAAAGGAAAAGCUGGAGAAGCAGUAAAGUUUGCGCUGGAAAAUGGCUACAAGCACAUAGAUUGUGCACACAUUUAUCAAAAUGAGGCUGAAAUUGGGGAAUAUAUGAGCGAAGUUUGGAAGGCAGGAAAAGUUAAGAGAGAAGAUGUUUAUAUUGUUUCAAAAUUAUGGUCUAGUUACCAAGCCAAGGAAGAUGUUGUUGAUGCCUGCAGAGUCACUUUGAAAAAUCUGCAGCUGGAGUACCUAGACCUGUACCUAAUACAUGUUCCGUGCCAGCUAGACAAAAGUUUAGGGGAUACCGUUCCAGGCGCAGAUAAGAAAGGGUUGAUUGGCUACACUGCAGAACGAAUGAGAGAAACUUGGGAGGCAAUGGAAAAGUUAGUAGAGAUGGGGCUUGUAAAAUCAAUUGGAGUUAGCAACUUUACAACAAAGAAGUUGAAAGAGUUAAUGCCCUAUGUCAAAAUCAAGCCAGUAUGCAACCAGGUCGAGCUUCACCCAUACCUGCCACAGCCAAAACUGAUUGAUUGUUGCAAAGAAUACGGGAUCGUCUGCGCUGCGUACUCGCCUAUCGGAGCUCCAAACAGGCCAGAAUUUUUCAAAGAAAAUUCGCACCCGAUUCUCCUUGAAGACGACGUUGUGACGUCAAUUGCUGAGAAGCACAAAGCAACUCCUGCUCAGGUUGCACUUGCUUGGGGAAUCCAGCGUGGAACACCAGUUCUUCCCAAAUCAGUCACACCAUCACGAAUCGUAGAAAAUCUGCAGGCAGGAGAGCUACACCUAGAUGCUGAUGAUAUGUCGAGAAUCAGUGACGUAAAGCCAAGAGCAAGACUUGUGGACCAGCGUUGGGGAGUUCCAAUGAAUUGCACCAUUGAAGAUAUCUGGGAUGGAGAAUAUCUUUGCUGAUGAAAAGGAACGAAACAUAUGAUAACAUAGAAUGUUCACAAUAAAUAAUCAUGAAAAUAAAUAUUAUUGAAAUGCAUAUCCAAAGAGUUACAAAGAUUUUUAUGUAAUUGUGUUUUUAAACAUGAAUUUCAAUGAGAAAUUAUAAAGACUACAAA